Herpailurus yagouaroundi (jaguarundi) is the source of this 4602-nucleotide messenger RNA. It is a transcript of the gene NAALADL2, whose product is annotated as N-acetylated alpha-linked acidic dipeptidase like 2. The record is from RefSeq and is a predicted model, not a curated record. Bases 825 to 3239 code for a protein of 804 amino acids. Lineage: Eukaryota; Metazoa; Chordata; Mammalia; Carnivora; Felidae. The transcript is spliced from 15 exons.
AUAGUGACAUCAGUGCUCUACUUGGGCAUUCUUUCCAUUUGUCAGAGGGAGGAAGGACAAGGAAGAGAAAGAAGGAAGAAGAUGAAGGGAAAAGGAAGAAAAGGAGGGGAGGAGGGGAUAUAUUGCCUCUAUUGUGUUUAUCAUCUGCCAUUCAGUGUUUAGCACAUACAUUAUUGCUUUCAGUCUUCAUAAGAACCUUUGGAAAUAGAUACCAUCCCCAUUUUAUAGUUGAGCAAACUGAGACUCAAAGAAGUUCUAGCCCCCUCUUAGAGUUCCACAGCUAGUACUAGAGAUAGUCCAAAGACUGUCUUUCCACCACUGCACAAAACUGAUUCAUUCCCAUGCUGUUCAUUAUGUCUGUGUAUUUUUUUAAACGAACAUUGCAAAAUUCACUUUAAUUUUUUUUUUUUUAUUUCUGUAAGAGAAACAGGUCAGGAGAACUAAAAAACAAACAAAACUCUGGCCCUGCACCAUGGUGUGUUGGUAGUAUCGACAUUCAGGGAAAAUGUAAAUACGUUUCUAGACUAAAGUGAAAGUAGAGAAUUAGAAGUCAAUAUCAAAACUAAAACAAAGCCACAUUUUGUGAAGCACACAUUAAUAGCAGUACAUUGGAUCAAAGGAUGUGAUCUCAUUUCAUAGUAAAACAGGUCCUGCAAGCCCAGGUAACUCAGGAAGCAGAAUGGUAAUUAUUCACAGAAGAAAGCAGGUAGUAUACUGUUACAAUACUACAGUAGAAAGUCAGAAGGUCACAAAGCUUGCAGGGUAACUGACACAAUUUGAAAUCGCUUGGCCCCCUUUAAAAAGAAAUAAUAAAAUGGGAGAGAAUGAAGCAAGUUUACCUAACACAUCUUUGCAAGGUUCUCAUUGAUGUCCUCCACUCUUUUCUCAAGUCCAGUAAAAAGAUGGCUUAUCAGAAGGUCAAUGCAGAUCAAAGAGCUCCAGGACAUUCACAGUAUUUAGACAAUGAUGACCUUCAAGCCACUGCCCUUGACUUAGAGUGGGACAUGGAAAAGGAGCUGGAGGAGCCUGGUUUUGACCAGUUCCAGCUAGAUAGUGCUGAGAAUCAGAACCUGGAGAAUCCAGAGACUGCAGACCUCAAUCUUGAUUCCAUUCAACCAGCAACUUCACCCAAAGGAAGGUUUCAGAGACUUCAAGAAGAGUCUGACUAUGUAACCCGUUAUACAAGAUCUGCACCAAAGAGCAACCCCUGCAAUUUUUGCCGCCUUUUAAAAAUACUUUGCACAGCCACCAUUUUAUUUAUUUUGGGGAUUUUGAUAGGCUAUUAUGCACAUAAAAAUUGCCCUUCAAAUGCUACAACUUCAGGAACGCUUGAUCUUCACUUAUACCAAGAGAUUCUCAAGACAAUCCAAGCAGAAGAUAUUAAGAAGUCUUUCAGAAAUUUGGUACAACUGUAUAAAAGUGAAGAUGACACAGAAAUUUCAAAGAAGAUUAAGAGUCACUGGACUUCCCUGGGCCUAGAAGAUGUACAGUUUGUAAAUUACUCUGUGUUGCUUAAUCUGCCAGGCCCUUCUGCCAGCUCUGUGUCUCUGAGCAGCAGUGGCCAAUGCUUUCAUCCUAAUGGCCAGCCUUGCAGCGAAGAAGCCAGAAAACACAGCAGCCAAGAUCUGCUUUACUCAUAUGCAGCCUAUUCUGCCAAAGGAACUCUCGAGGCUGAAGUCAUUGAUGUGAGUUAUGGAAAUGCAGAUGACUUAAAAAGGAUACAAAAAAUGAAAAAUACAACGAAUAAGAUUGCACUCCUGAAAUUAGGAAAAUUGCCAUUACUUUAUAAGCUUUCUUUAUUGGAAAAGGCUGGAUUUGGUGGUGUUCUUCUAUAUAUUGAUCCUUGUGAUUUACCAAAGACUGCAAAUCUUAGCUAUGAUACCUUCAUGGUGUCACUGAACCCAGGAGGAGACCCUUCUACGCCUGGUUAUCCAAGUGUGGAUGGAAGCUUUAGGCAAAACCGAUCAAACCUCACAUCCCUGCUGGUGCAGCCCAUUUCAGCAUCUCUCGUUGCAAAACUGAUCUCUUCACCAAACAGCAGAACCAAAAACAGUGUCUGUAGCCCUCUAGAACUGCCAAACAAUGAUCAGAGAAUUGUCAGCAUGCAAAUUCAGACAGUUACCAAAUUCAAAACAGUUACUAAUGUUGUUGGAUAUUUAAAGGGCUUGACAUCUCCAGAUCGGUAUAUCAUAGUUGGCAGCCGCCAUCACACUGCAUACAGUUAUUAUGGACAAGAAUGGGCCAGCAGCACUGCCAUAAUCACAGCUUUUAUCCGGGCCUUGAUGUUAAGAGUUAAGAGAGGGUGGAGACCAGACCGCACAAUUGUUUUCUGUUCAUGGGGAGGAACAGCUUUUGGCAAUAUUGGCUCAUAUGAAUGGGGAGAGGAUUUCAGGAAGGUUCUGCAGAGAAAUGUUGUGGCUUACAUUAGUCUCCAUAGUCCCAUAAGGGGUAACUCAAGUCUAUAUUCUGUAGCUUCACCAUCUCUUCAGCAACUGGUGGUAGAGAAAAAUAAUUUCAACUGCUCCAGAAGAGCUAAGUGUCAAGAAACCAAUGUCAGUUCUGUACAGAUAGAAGGUGAUGCUGAUUAUUUCAUCAACCAUCUUGGAAUUCCCACCGUGCAGUUUGCCUAUGAGGACAUCACAGCAUUAGAGGGUCCAAGUUUUCUCUCUGAGGCCCUUUUCCUUAAACGUGCAACAAAAAUUGAAGAAAUGGAUCCUUUUUUCCACCUUCAUGAAACCAUUACCAAGCUCUCGGGAGAAGUGAUUUUGCAAAUUGCCAAUGAACCAGUUCUGCCCUUUAAUGCUCUUGAUAUAGCUAUAGAAGUUCAAAACAGUCUUAAAGGUGAUCAACCCUACACUCAUCAACUGCUAGCCUUGGCGUCACGCCUGCGGGAGAGUGCUGAACUCUUCCAGUCAGAUGAGAUGCGUCCUGCUAAUGAUCCCAAGGAGAGAAUUCCAAUCCGUGUCCGAAUGCUGAAUGACAUACUCCAAGACAUGGAGAAAAGCUUCCUGGUAGAGCAAGUGCCACCAGGUUUUUAUAGAAAUAUCCUGUACCACCUUGAUGGAAAGACAAGCCAGUUUUCAAUACUCCUGGAGGCUUGGGAGCACUGCAAGUUACUUGCAUCAAAUGAGACCAUUCAGGAAGCCCUGUCAGAGGUGUUGAACAGCAUUAAUUCAGCUCAGGUUUACUUUAAAGCAGGACUUGAUGUGUUCGACAGUGUCUUGGUUGGAAAGAACUGAGAAAACUCUCAGCAUUUUAAGAAGUUUGUUUACAAUUCCUCAAGCAAAAGCUCUAACCUAACCAGAUUUUCUGACAUUGAAGACUUUCCCCCCAAUGACUUUUUUACAAUUCCAAAGCUAUUAUUACGUUGUAUUUUUAAAUGUACAUAUAAAAGAGCAUUUUGCACAUUUAAUAUUUUCUUAUAUCUACAUCUCUGAAUAUGUAAAAGCAAGUUAUUGAAAUAAUACCUAAGGUUUAUCUAUUAAAAAGAAAUCUGCUGUAUUUUUAUAUAUAUGAAAUAUUUGGGGGGCAAAGUUCCAAGAAGUUCUGGACAAUCUUCAAUUCUAGGGAUAAACCAUGUAGGAACAGGAGUUAUUCCCUAUGUUACAGCUAUUAAUGACCUAGUUUCUGUAAUAGAAAUGGAAAGUUGAUAUGGUUUCAGAUUAACUUCACUAAUAAGUAUUCAAUAUGAAGAAUUCAAGUAUUCCGACUGAAUGAUUGGUCGACCAAAACCACUUUGAAUGUUUCUAUUUUAUGAAAUGAAGUGCCUGUUCAUAAUACAACUAGAUGUAGUAAUACACUGGUUAUGAAAUUGUAUUUUUUUAAGUAUUAAUGAAAAAAAGAGCCAUAAACAUUCCAGGGGAAAAUCUCAAAGUAGCUGCACAGAGCAAUUUAAAUGCAAAUUUUUUCCUAACAACUUAUAAGGUGACUAGCUUUGAAACCCCUAAUUUGCCUCAGUUGAUUUUGUAAAAAUUACAGGAGUGAUAUAUGUCUUAUGAGGGAGAAAAUAUUUCUUAUUUCUUCUUCUGUGAAGCACUGAAACCUAGCUACUCUGAAAUGAAAGCAUUUUGCAUUGUUCUUCCUACCUGUAUCUCUUCUGAAACUCCUUCCUGGAAGGCAGUUUUAACAGAAUACCAUGUAAUUUCCACAGGAAAGUAGCGAAGUUUUCUUUGAAAACCCAAACUAUCUUAAAAAGCACCAAACUGCUGUUUCUGCCACUGACACAAAGGACUCACAAUGAAAGAAAUAGCUGUUUGAUCAAUGAAAAACUUCUUAAUUCUGUGAAGAAACUUUUGAUAUUUUUCCUUUUUUAUCCUUCAUUGUGACUAAGAUGCAAAAGUAGAAAAUAUUCAUGCUUCUAAUUUUAUGCAGAAAAUACAGUGUUACUACAAGAGUGUGUCAUUCCCACACUUCGAUUCUUCUCUCAUGUGGAAAAUGAAGUUUUUCAUGUUGACACUGUCAUGGAAUGGCCCUAGCAUCCACUAUUCCCCAAAAGCCUACAAUUCUUUCUAUUGGAUGACAGUUUAAACUGCGAGCUUCUCUUUAGAAAUGUUCUUCUGGUAUUGAAUAAAGCGAUGCCUCCUGGGAAGCAUAUCCUCAGCA